Messenger RNA from Sinocyclocheilus rhinocerous, 3298 nucleotides. RefSeq lists its product as uncharacterized. NCBI's taxonomy places the organism in Eukaryota, Metazoa, Chordata, Actinopteri, Cypriniformes, Cyprinidae. The record is from RefSeq and is a predicted model, not a curated record. The coding region runs from base 225 to 3236 and encodes 1003 amino acids. The transcript has 10 exons.
GGAAAAUCUCCACCUUUUGUAAUUUAUCUGCUUGUAGUUUCGCUGCACAGCUGGAUACUAUUGGCACUUGAGGUCCAAAAGCACGACUGCUCGCGUGAUACAAGAACUUGUCGGGACAGACAAACAGCACACAGUUGUUUGAGACAACAAAUGUAACAGUACUUGGGGUGAACCGUUUGUCUCGAUUUGAUUUAGGCGUCCUCCAAGCCCAGCCCUCAUCACAAAUGAAAACCCAAGCAGUCGAAAAGCUUCCUGAUCCUCCUGAAGAAGUUUUACUUCCAGAAGGUUGGAAGCAGAUGCUGCCAAAAGAGCAGCAUCUCUGGGUCAGUAAGGCUCUCUUUAGCAGAGACGCAUCUGGGAAGUUAAAGCUGACUGAACCUCUGCAGCUGUGGUGCUCACCUCCAGGACCCCAGUUGUUGUAUUCACAGCCUCCUCCGUUUCCUGACCCGUUCUUUCACAGCAGGCUGUUCCUAUGGAUGCCCUGCCGCAUGUGGGCGUACAGGCUGCCAUGCGCGAAGCCCAACUGCCGUCGUCUCGGCAAUCAUUUGAGGCCUUGCGGACUGUACAACACUGUCCGGAGGGUUUUGGACAUGAGUGGGUGGUAUUUCAUGGUCACAGAGUACCUGGAGUGCUGUUCCUGCAGGAAAAAGGUGGCAGGCUGGUCGCAAGACAUUCUGGAUCAAUUGGAUCCCAUCCAUCGUGAGAAAUUCCCAGCAGUGUUGACUUACAGGUUGUCUUGUGAUAAGGAGCUUGUUAGACUGAUGCGGAGCCAGACACCAGGGAAGAGUGUGAUGUCGCUGUAUCGGCACCUUUGUGUUCGGCACAAAGAGCAGUGGCUGGCUCAGUCUGCAGAGUAUCUCUCUGUACUGGACAAGUUUCAAGAUCUCAGCGCUGUUACUGCCAGGCUGCCGCAGAUGAUGCCACUGCCAUCGCCAUCGUUGCUGUUGACGGUACAUGCAAAGGAUGUACUGACACGGCUCGGAGAAAUGAAGGCCAGAGUCACUUCCAUCUACGGCUCCAUCCUGAAAAUGGUCUCCACCAAGAAGGUCACUAAGAAACACGAUUCAGCUGUGUGGUCCACAAACGUGGGGAAUGAGAAUGGGCAGGUCUUAAUAUGUGUCCUGACACAAACAGUGGACGAGGGCCUGCUUCCCAUGUGCUCCGGCUUGAUGGAACGUUAUCGGCGAACCGGAAAGCCUCCUCCACAAGUCCUCUAUGUGGACCAGGACUGUUGUUCCACUACGGGUAAAAGCAAAGUGGGAGCCAUGUUCCACGAGUGGGACCAGCUGGUCGUCAGACUGGAUGCGUGGCAGUUUAUGAUGCGGUUUACAGCAGGCGUCACUUCAGAAAGCCACCUGCUGUACGGCCCCUUCAUGGGACGGCUCUUCUCCUGUAUCUUUGAGUGGGAUGCUGAGGAUUUAAAAAGACUACAAGAAGCCAAACGACUGGAGCUGCGACAAACCAAAGAUGUCAAAGCAUCCAACAAGCCCACGGCCAAAGAGUUAGUACAGCACUGUCGCCACCAGACACGUGAGCCUCAGGUGACCAAGCAGCUCAUUGAACAGCUGUUAAAGGACUUCAUGGGGGCUACAGAUUUCAUGGGUAACAAACUGUUGGACCAGGAGAGGAUGGAGGAAAUCUGGCGAGCCCAACAAUGCCAUCUUUUAUGCAUUCAGGACCCUCCAGGAGUACAGCUUUACAGAAAGAUUGGAGAGGUGACCAGAGGAGGGCUCAUUCUGCCCCUGUAUCACUGUGCACGUGGCGUAGGAUCCCUCGAAUCAUUCCAUCAGCAUCUGAAUCACUUCAUUCCAGGUACAAGUACAAAUGACUUGCACUUCCAUGUUUACCUGCUAGAAGGAGUAGUGCAGUGGAACGAGGCCCGAUCUGUUGCUGUUGAUGAAUGCAGUCCACUGCAGCACUACGUAAACCGUCUAAGCCAGAAGGUUUUAGGCCAUAAACUGGUUGAGGAUCACAACAGCCCAGGAGAGUACACUGGUGAGCUCAUAGGGGUGGAGUAUCUUUAUUCUCAAACCAACAGAGUGUUGGAGGUCGACUACCUUAUGGAUCCCGAUGCUCCUGAUGGGAGUGAUGAUUAUCUGGAGGCAAACCUGGAAUAUGAGGAUUCGGACAUUGAUGACCUCAAAUCACCACAGUUCUUGGAGCUCAGCCUCAAACCACUUCAGCCUAUUCAAUAUCAGGCGGCACUUCUGCAAUCACCUUCCUCCGGCCUCUCAACAUCGCAGCCGGAUCCAAUCGUGUCCUCCACAUCUGGGCCCAUAAAGGACGAGCCUACCACUGCAGACCAGUACACGCCUCAGGGCAUCUCACAGGAGGAGGAUAAAGAAAAGUGCGUGGGGCCUGAUGGUGUUCCUGAGUAUAACCAUGUUAUUAACCUGGCCAACAGUCUGGUCGAGCUUAGAAAUCAUGGAUUUGUCACACAGCGAAAGGUGGACGAGAUUGUCGCCCUGUGGGAUAAGCUGUCAGAGCAUGACAAAGGUGGUGUUGUCCACCCGGCCCGAGCCGAAGACACAUUGUGCUUAAACAACAGUCAUAGCGAUAACUUUGUGACUCCAUGCAUUGAUGGUCUAAAAAGCCGUCUUGUCGCAGCCAUUUGCCUCGCUCUUAGCCACAUCCACCCUGCUGGUCAGACCAUCGCUGGCUUCAGGGUCAACAGAUGGGCUGCCAUCCUCCACGACUACAACAUGAUCAGGGACAUCGUCCAGGACAGCGCUGCCAUCUCGACCCGGACACAGAUACAGCUGCUUGAGAUAAACCAGCGGACACUGUGCCAGUGGUACAAUGCCAGGAAACAGAGGCAAGAACAGUUGGUUUUGCACCAGUGCACUGACAACAUGAAGGCGUCUGAGCCUCUAUUUCCUGUACAACACAAUGUUCCAGAGCCCUUUCGAAAUGGACAUGUAGGCGAUGUAAUUAAAGUAGUGAUCGGGGGUCCCGAGCCCUUUCAAACAGACACAGAGCAAAGAGCUGCUGCCACCGGGCCCCCUAGUCCAAAGGUGCCUAGGACGACUGCUUGGCGACGAAGGAAGGCAGAGGAAGAGGCAGCCCAGCGGGGGUUACCCCUGAAGCGGCCUUGUGAACAGUAUGUUUGUAAAAAGUGUGGCAAACCAAAGACAAAAGAAUUCGGUCACAGCCAGUUCCGCGGUGUUCACUUUUGUGCCAAAGCCUCUGGAAAGACUGUAGAGCAGUGGAUGGAGGAGAUGAGGAGGGCAAAAUGAGCUAAUAUGGACAUUAAUAUGGAAAAUUCAUUUUUGUUUUUAUUUGUAGAUUCCAUUGUUUU